AGUAGUUUCCUUUUGUGGCUCAGGCAGUUGUUCCUCUUCAUCAUCAGAGAAGUUCAUGGGUUCAUCCAAAACAUCCAUCCACGAGCUGGAAGAGUCAUCCACGGGCAGUCCAGCAUAUGCUGGUUUCUUUGGCUGCUCAGGUAUCUUUACCGGUUCAACCGUUUGCUUGGGCUCCUCAGGAAGAGUAGUUUCGCUGGUAGACUCAGUUGUAACAAUUGUGGUGGUAACUGUUGUAAUUGUCUUGGUUUCAUCCACUAACGGAGCUUCAACAAUUGGCUCAGACUUGACAACUUCUUCAACGAGCGUUACUUCUACUUGUGGCUCAGGAAUUGUUUCAAUAACUGUCUCAGGCUUCUUGACUUCUUCGACGACCGGCUCAGGAACAGCUUCUUCUUCAUCAUCAGAGAAGUUCAUGGGUUCAUCCAGAACAUCCAUCCACGAGCUAGAAGAGUCAUCCACGGGCAGACCGGCGUAUGCUGGCUUCUUUGGCUGCUCAGGUAUCUUCACCGGUUCAACCGCUUGCUUGGGCUCCUCAGGAAGAGUAGUUUCGCUGAUAGACUCAGUAGUCACAAUUGUGGUGGUAACUGUUGUAAUUGUCUUGGUUUCAUCCACUAACGGAGCUUCAACAAUUGGCUCAGACUUGACAACUUCUUCAACGAGCGUUACUUCUACUUGUGGCUCAGGAAUUGUUUCAAUAACUGUCUCAGGCUUCUUGACUUCUUCGACGACCGGCUCAGGAACAGCUUCUUCUUCAUCAUCAGAGAAGUUCAUGGGUUCAUCCAAAACAUCCAUCCACGAGCUGGAAGAGUCAUCCACGGGCAGUCCAGCAUAUGCUGGUUUCUUUGGCUGCUCAGGUAUCUUUACCGGUUCAACCGUUUGCUUGGGCUCCUCAGGAAGAGUAGUUUCGCUGGUAGACUCAGUAGUCACAAUUGUGGUGGUAACGGUUGUAAUAGUCUUGGUUUCAUCCACAAUAGGAGCUUCAACAAUUGGCUCAGACUUGACAACUUCUUCAACGAGCGAAACUUCCACUUCUGGCUCAGGAACUGGUUCAACAAUUGGCUCAGGCUUCACGACUUCUUCGACGACAGUAGUUUCCUUUUGUGGCUCAGGCAGUUGUUCCUCUUCAUCAUCAGAGAAGUUCAUGGGUUCAUCCAAAACAUCCAUCCACGAGCUGGAAGAGUCAUCCACGGGCAGUCCAGCAUAUGCUGGUUUCUUUGGCUGCUCAGGUAUUUUUACCGGUUCAACCGUUUGCUUGGGCUCCUCAGGAAGAGUAGUUUCGCUGGUAGACUCAGUAGUCACAACUGUGGUGGUAACGGUUGUAAUAGUCUUGGUUUCAUCCACAAUAGGAGCUUCAACAAUUGGCUCAGACUUGACAAGUUCUUCAACGAGCGUAACUUCCACUUGUGGCUCCGGAAUUGUUUCAAUAACUGUCUUAGGUUUCUCGACUUCUUCGACGACCGGCUCAGGAACUGUAUCUUCUUCAUCAUCAGAGAAGUUCAUGGGUUCAUCCAAAACAUCCAUCCACGAGCUGGAAGAGGCAUCCACGGGCAGACCGGCGUAUGCUGGCUUCUUUGGCUGCUCAGGUAUCUUCACCGGUUCAACCGCUUGCUUGGGCUCCUCAGGAAGAGUAGUUUCGCUGGUAGAUUCAGUAGUCACAAUUGUGGUGGUAACUGUUGUAAUUGUCUUGGUUUCAUCCACUAUCGGAGCUUCAACAAUUGGCUCAGACUUGACAACUUCUUCAACGAGCGAAACUUCCACUUCUGGCUCAGGAACUGGUUCAACAAUUGGCUCAGGCUUCACGACUUCUUCGACGACCGGCUCAGGUACAGUUUCUUCUUCGUCAUCAGAGAAGUUCAUGGGUUCAUCCAGAACAUCCAUCCACGAGCUGGAAGAGUCAUCCACAGGCAGACCGGCGUAUGCUGGCUUCUUUGGCUGCUCAGGUAUCUUCACCGCCUCAACAGAUUGCUUUGGCUCCUCGGGAAGAGUAGUUUCGCUGGUAGACUCAGUAGUUACAAUUGUGGUGGUAACAGUUGUCACCGUUUUAUUUUCGUCAGCAGUUGAAGAUUGGACACAUGGCUCAGUUUUCGUAAUUUUUUCGAUAACCAAGUCCUCUUGUGGCGAGGGUUCUGAUUCUGUUAUGAUUGUGACUUUUGUCACCGUUUUAGUUUCUCCGAGGCCGAUUUUUUCUUCAUUGGUUGACUUCAUUUCCUGGAUGGUUUUAAUGAUCUGUUUUAUGUUGGCCUCUUCCCCAUUUUCAGGAAGAAGUGGAAUCUCUACUUCGUCUUCGAUCAGUUCCUUCCACGAUUUCUGUUCAACCACCACGUCCUCCGACCCAUCGUCAAUCAUUUCAGCCCAUGACCUCUGUGUCUUGUUUUCUUGUAGUUUGGAAACUGGGAAGUAUUCUGGGUCUUGCAAUGGUUCCUCCAACUUCGUGACUUUUGGUGGAGAAUUAGAUUUGAGCUUGGCCUUGUCCGUAGUAAAUUUAGGUGAUGGUUUAAUCUUUUCUGCUUCUAUAAAAUUAGUAACUUGAUGACUAACCACUGAGGACCAGGACUGACCGCUUUCUUUCUGAACUUGACUGACAUCUGGAGAUAUGGCACGAACCAUUGUCUUUGCCUGUUUCUCAUA
Molecule: messenger RNA, 2628 nt
Organism: Drosophila takahashii
Lineage: Eukaryota; Metazoa; Arthropoda; Insecta; Diptera; Drosophilidae
Source: RefSeq, a predicted model, not a curated record